ACCUCCUGUGUCACAUUACGUGGAACUGGUUGCAAGUAUUAUAACCGGUCCUCCCCCCUAAGUCAUUAUUUCCUAAACAGACUCCACCUGGUCUCAGCUGAAUAACAGCACCAUAGGCUACUACAUCGUCUCUGUUUUCCACCAGCUGUAUUCACGGAAUAGUGUUAACUGAUCAUUUCAUCGCAAUGGACCGUGUUGUGCUGCUGCUGCUGCUGCUGUGUGUUGCCCCCCUGGUUCGAUGCUACUCUUCAGGUGAAGUUAUGGACAGUUGUCUUACCUUGCUACCGGGACACUCUGGGCAGAGCCCGCAGACAAAACCAGCACCCUUCACUGUCACGAUGAACUCCACCAGCUACAGACUCGGAGAUAAGGUGAAAGUUACACUCCAGGCUCCAGUCAACUCAAUAUUCACUGGUUUCCUGUUAGUGGCUAGAGAGGUGGGGGGUUCCUCUCCGGUGGGCUCCUUCUCCCUGAUACCAGCGAACGCUCAGACCCUACCCUGCAUCAAGAAACCUAACUCAGCUGUAGCCCACAAUUCAGCAUCUCCUAAGAACUCCAUUCAGGUGACAUGGACACCAGAUACACCAGGAAACGCAAAAAGCAUCCAGUUCCACGCAUCCUUCGUGCGUAAUUUCAAUACAUUCUGGGUUGGUGUUACAAGUCCUGCCAUGACCUUCGAUAAUGGUGUUGCUGGUGAAUCUACAACUCUCCUAACUACAACAACCACAUCACAGCAGUUUGCACCACCUUCUUCAGACCUGCAGAAGACUAUCUCCAGUGCAAAUUGCAGCGUCACCAAGGUGUGUUUCAGUCAGCCUUCAAACUGUGACCCAGCCAAUGCUGACUGUUAUUUCAUGUCAGCCAUGGUGGCGUCUCCCACCGGUGAAGCCAUUCACUAUGAGAUGAAAGGGGCUUCUGAUGGAUACAUCGCUUUUGGAUUCUCAGAUGAUCAGAAAAUGGGAAAUGAUGAUAUUUAUAUUUGUGGCAUCGCCAGCAACGGCAUGGUGGGGGUGCAGCAUGCCUAUUCAACAGGACGAAGUUAUCCAAAUAUUCUUCCUCUGGGGAACAUUACUAAUAUAACAACAUCAGUGCAGAAUGGGGUGAUCAGCUGUACCUUCACCUCCAUGAACAUUAUUUCUCUUCAGAGGACCACUGGCUUCAACAAAGCCUACUAUCUCAUGUUUGUCCAUGGACCCAGCAGCAAUGGAAAAAUCCAGUUCCAUAGAGAAACCUUCAUCAGCACUAAGAAGAUAAACAUUUCCAACCCUGAAGUUGUCCAAGAUGCCAGUGUACCUACUGUCUUCAAAGCCCAUGGGGCACUGAUGCUGAUAUCCUGGAUGACCCUCGGAUCACUGGGAAUGAUGGUAGCUCGAUAUCUGAAAAAAACAACGAAAGGAAAGAAACCGUUAGGCAAAGAUGUCUGGUUUGUGGUCCACGUUGGCGUGAUGAGUUUGACGGUUGCAGCAACACUGAUUGCCUUCAUCAUCAUCUUCUCAUACGAACAACAAUGGUCCGGGGGAGUCCAUCCCGUGUUAGGCUGCCUGGUUAUGAUCCUUUCGUUCCUCCAGCCCUUUAUGGCUCUGCUGCGCUGUGCACCAGAACAUCCACGGAGGUUUCUGUUCAACUGGUCACAUGCUUUAAAUGCCCUGGUUAUAAAAGUAUUAGCCGUGGCAGCCAUAUUCACAGGCCUGCAGUACCUUGACAACACCACGGACCAAUGGCUGGUGAAAGUGAUGGGUGGUAUGGUUGGCUGGGAGGCUCUCUUCUUCAUUCUGUUGGAUGUCCAAUCCAGAUGCAUGGUUAACAGGACAGAUACUUUGGACGUAACAGUGAUGACAAAUGAGAGCCUGCUGGUGGCUCUGUUCUUCCUGGGAAACUUUGCCUUUCUGGUGGCACUGCUGGUUGGAAUCGGAAGUUCAUAAGAGGAGCAAAAACAGAGCAAAGCAACCUGCUAAAUCAUAAACAUUUUUAAUAUUGUUAUUAUAUACCAGGACUCAAAUUGAUAGAUCAGUCUUGUAUUAAAACAAUGUUUUAAUAAAAUGCUAUAUAGUUAUGUUCCUACUUCCAAAUAUAUAAAAUA
This is a messenger RNA of Etheostoma spectabile (orangethroat darter), 2080 nucleotides long. RefSeq names its product putative ferric-chelate reductase 1. The record is from RefSeq and is a predicted model, not a curated record. Bases 186 to 1922 code for a protein of 578 amino acids. Gene Ontology annotation, cellular component: membrane. Lineage: Eukaryota; Metazoa; Chordata; Actinopteri; Perciformes; Percidae. The transcript has 15 exons.